Striga asiatica is the source of this 1709-nucleotide messenger RNA. NCBI's taxonomy places the organism in Eukaryota, Viridiplantae, Streptophyta, Magnoliopsida, Lamiales, Orobanchaceae. The record is from the annotation of a GenBank genome assembly.
AAUCUAUAUUGGUUCAGAACUUCAGAUUCAUUGGGUUUGAGAUAAAAGGCAGAGAAAUUGAAUACAUCUGCGUUUGCCAAAUCAGCGAAAUCACAAUUUCACAGACCCUCGCCACCCCCGUCACAUUUCUCCCUGUCCCUCAUCUCAUCUCGCAUCUCCCCACCCCGUCGCUGCCCGCUUCUCUCAGUCACGGCCGCCACUGAUUUCGGGCCGCUCUGGACGGCCACGGCAACAAUUUCUCCAGAAGGCUGCGUAAUUCCCAGAAUAAGUUUUCUUAGUGCAAAAGGGGAAACCAUGAAACUUAUUUGCGAUUCGGCUUUGAAUGAGACCUGAUUGUACUUAUCCCCAAGGUGGAGCAUCCGCAAACAAUCAAGCAAUACAGGGGCCACGGAACGAAAUACACUGGUCGGGUCUGGUGUAGGGUAAUCAGUGAGAUUCAGGUAAGCAGGUAAAGUACCCCAUCGGCUGCAACAAUUCGGGUACCCGACUAGCCGACGGAAUUCAAAUUGAAGACUGUGACGACAAAAUUUUAUAUGGAGCAGUCGUUUAUCAAAAAAGGACGAUGUAUAUAUGUACAUGAUGUGAAGAAGGGCACGCCUGAGGCCAUUGAUGUUCACCAUAUCAUGGUUGCAACAGGCAUUGCGAGGGGUUACAAAUUCUGCACAUGUGCUCUCGUUUUUUCUAUCAUCAGUUCUCUUAUUCUCCUACUCUUGCAGAAUAUGACGAGUUUCUGCCAAGAUUUGAUGCCGGACAAGGCAGUUGCUAGUGUUCUAUGGAGCUUUUCUUUAGCUGGUUUCUUUUUGAGGCAAUUGCUGGGACAGCAAGUUGAGAAAGAGUCUGUUGUAAUUUUGCCUGCUUUUGGGGUUCAGCUUGAGACCACUUACAGAAGUGGGAAAAAGGUUCACCACUUUGUACCAAUUGGCAAGAUAUUGAAACCUGUCCUGAAUGAAUGUGUGACUCCAGUUACCUGCUACUGGAGCUUAUCUCUAAUUCUACGCAACGAGGAAGAACUUCUGCUGGUUUUUAAGGAAAUAUAUCCUCCUGUCACGAUGCUAGUUCCAGUCUGGAAAGCUCUUUGUGCUGCCAUUGAUGAUGAAGAAUACACUGGCUUUCGUUCAGAUUGUGACGCUAGAUAAUGCAAUCCCAUGCAUUAGGAGUAGAACAUCGGCCAAGGUAUAUUUUUGUGAAUCUUGGAGUACAGUGAAAUGAGUGCCAGAAUCUAUUUGUGAGAAAUAUUCAUUGUGCCCUUGGCAAUAUGGUUGAGUUGUGAAAUGAGUAGAUAUAUUUUUGGGCCGGCUUACCUUGUAGUUGUUUCGUUCCCCAAUAGUAAAUGUCUAUGUACAAGUUCUCGGGUUUCUUAGUAUUUUCAGUGUCUUGUCAUCUGGACAUGAUGCACUUUAAGGCCCUGUAUGUUGUGUGUGAUUGGAUGGGAUAAUCUCAUGAAUCCUUCAAUCCCAUGUUUGUUAAUACGGAUACUGGUCCGAUGGAUUGGAUUCGGCUCGUAACUAAAUCGUCCUAUAUCCUGCUGCUGUAUGAUUAAUAAAUCCGGGAGAGAGGUUAUGUGAAUGGACCGAAUAAUUGUCGAAUAUUCAUACACAAUGUCUCUACACUUUAACUUUUUCACCACAUAAAGUGUGAAGGGUUAUCGAAUGGGUCGUAUAACUGUUGCAUGUCUAUCGCAUUAUGUUUUAAUAUCUUCGCACUUUUUG